CGGGCUUGUUUGUAACCUUACAAGUCGCUACUCUCUGGUGUACUGUAGAGUUUGUCGGCGUUCGUUCUUCGUUUCGUUUCCGUACAAAACUCGAUUUAUUUAAAUAUUUCAAAAUAAUGGAUAUUAGGCCGAAUCACACGAUUUACAUCAACAAUCUCAACGAGAAGAUUAAAAAAGAAGAGCUUAAAAAGUCGCUUUAUGCCAUUUUCUCCCAGUUCGGACAGAUCUUGGACAUAGUCGCAUUGAAAACGCUCAAAAUGAGGGGCCAGGCGUUCGUAAUAUUCAAGGAAAUAGCGAGUGCAACCAACGCCUUGAAGUCCAUGCAGGGAUUUCCUUUUUAUGAAAAACCAAUGAAAAUUGCAUUUUGUAAAACGGAUUCAGAUAUUAUAGCCAAAUUAAAGGGCACUUACCAAGAGAGGCCAAAGAAAAUAAAGAAGCCUCCAGUGGAAGAACCGGUCGAAUCCAAAAAAGCUAAAAAGAAAGCUGCCAAGGAACAGGCUAGGUCGGCUGGUCAAAAUUCGGCACCAAACAGUAGACAGAUGCAUGAACAACCACCUAAUCAAAUUUUGUUCCUUACAAAUCUACCAGAUGAAACCAAUGAAAUGAUGUUAUCCAUGCUUUUCAAUCAGUUUCCUGGUUUUAAGGAAGUCCGAUUAGUACCAAAUAGGCAUGACAUCGCAUUUGUAGAAUUUGAAAAUGAACAUCAAUCUGCCGAAGCAAAGAUGUCUCUAAAUGGUUUUAAAAUAACACCGACACAUGCCAUGAAAAUAUCAUUUGCAAAGAAAUAAUUUUAUUUUAAGACGUCAAAGGCAGCCAUUUGUUUUAUUAUUUUGUAUCUAUUGUAAUAGAAGUGUGAAACUGUAAAAUAUAUUUUUAUUUCUUUUUU
Messenger RNA from Cimex lectularius (bed bug), 886 nucleotides. It is a transcript of the gene snf, whose product is annotated as U1 small nuclear ribonucleoprotein A. The coding region runs from base 117 to 788 and encodes 223 amino acids. The transcript has 5 exons. Gene Ontology annotation, cellular component: U1 snRNP. Lineage: Eukaryota; Metazoa; Arthropoda; Insecta; Hemiptera; Cimicidae. Gene Ontology annotation, molecular function: U1 snRNA binding. The record is from RefSeq and is a predicted model, not a curated record. Gene Ontology annotation, biological process: mRNA splicing, via spliceosome.